GAAUCACGUGGCACGAUUAAAUCUCCCAGCUCAGAAACAGGUUGGCAUGGCGUUAUUAGCGAAGUUUGCCAACGGUUCGAAACUAUGUCUUUUGAGACUAUGCAGUGCUGGCAAGACGUAUUAUGCCUACUAAACCCCCUUGUGUCUCCCAACUAUAAAACCCACAGUAAUUACUACAUAAUGGUAACAGAUGUGUACCAAAAAUGCCCAAUAAUGGAAAAACAAUCAGAUAGCUUGAUCAUCCCAGAGUUGAGUUGGUUAGAUUUUAAGCGGUUAAAUUGGUGCGAGGAAGUCCUUGUCCCUGGUUCAAUCUUUUGA
Molecule: messenger RNA, 318 nt
Organism: Bipolaris victoriae FI3
Lineage: Eukaryota; Fungi; Ascomycota; Dothideomycetes; Pleosporales; Pleosporaceae
Exons: 1
Source: RefSeq, a predicted model, not a curated record